Molecule: messenger RNA, 755 nt
Organism: Owenia fusiformis
Lineage: Eukaryota; Metazoa; Annelida; Polychaeta; Sabellida; Oweniidae
Source: the annotation of a GenBank genome assembly
AUGAUGAAAAAGCAAAUUGUGUUCACCCUGAUGAUUGUGAUAUCAUCUAUACAUUGUGAUAUACUUGAUAUGACAUAUACUUUGAAUGAAGAUGCAGUCUAUAUAGCUUCUUUGAUGAAAUUCAAUCUGACAAAUGUGGUGAAUGGAACAUUUGAGGAUGCACCAUAUUUUUACUCAAAUAACUUGGAAAUAUCCGAACAUGUUGGAACACACAUCGACGCCCCUGUAAAUUUUGCACCUACGGGUAAAAUGGUACAUGAACUAACACUGCCAGAGCUCCAUGGUCCAGCUGUUGUUAUAGACAUUCGUAAAAAGGCAGAAAAAGACCCCAAUGCAUUAUUAGACACUGAAGACAUACAUGCAUGGGAGCAUAAAUUUGGUGAAAUUCCCAAAGGAGCUGUAAUUGUACUGUAUUCAGGAUGGGGUCAAUAUUGGGGUAAUGCAGAUGCAUAUGUUGGACCUAACAGAACUGAUGAUGGAAGACUGGGUUUUUGGUCCCCUGGUUUAAAUCCUGAUACUGUCUACUGGUUGUUAAAACACAGAAAUGUGAAAGGGUUUGUUGUGGAUGGAGUAAGCUGUGAAAGUGGGAAAAACAAAGGGACAUACAUAGCCCAUCGUGCCAUGUUGGAAAAUGAUAAAUGGUGUGUUGAGAAUGCAGCUAAUGUUGACAAACUCCCUCAACAAGGAAGUGAAAUAUAUGUUAUGCCAGUAAAGAUCGAGAAUGGAGGUGGGGGUCCUGUGAGAAUGUUCGCAAU